AGAGAGGGAGAGGGAGGGAGGUGAGCAGAGCACACACGUCGCACUAUCAACUGAAUCCAUCUAAGAAAACAACUCGCAGGGAGUCCGGCUCCGAGCUGCGAAGACACUGAAGGCAAGUUUGAGCUCCCCGGUUUAACAGCGCACCGGACGGACAGACGGAGGGACGGAGGGACGGACGCAGCUGGCCGUCAUGGCCCGUGGCGGACACUUCGGCUUGUGCGUCCUCACCGUGCGGGCAGGAAGGGGAGAGGUGGGCGCUGCGAUCACCCUGCCGCCGCUUUCUUUGCGCUGCGGACGGUGUUGAGUGAAAGGCGGAGGAGCUGCGAAGGAGAAGCUGGGAGGGAAACAGACAAACAAAAAAAAAAAAGUGCGGACAGCGGUGAGAGGACAGCCACAACCGAGGGGACCCAUGCAGGCAAAUAUGCUGUUCCGUAGACUCACCGGGUUCACGCUGCUGCUGAUCGGAGCCGAGUGUUACCGAACGGACCUUUACGCACGGUCAUACAGCGGGACCGCAUGAAGGACGGAGGCGCAGAGAAAGGAGAAAAGUUAACGCGGUUGCGGGUUUUGUAAUGGAUAAAGGCUCGCCAAAGGUCUCUGGAUCCAAAUGUCACCCCCCCUGGACUCUGCCCUGGUCGGGGACCGGCAGUGUGUGACGGACAGGCGAGUGGAGCCUGCGGUGGCUCUCUACUGCGUGGCUUCAAAUUGGCCCUGGCUGAGCUCUGCAUGGAGCAGCGAGUGAAGAGUCCUGCUAUGGUCUGAUGUCUCAGCAUGGAUGGAGUCAGUCAGAGGACUGGCCACCACUAAUGAGACCAUCGCUCUUCAGCUGAGGACUAGCAUUUACAGGAUUACUCCCACGGUUUCCUGCUCUUUUCCCAGCUAACUGCAUCAUUACCAAACUCUCCUAGUUGGACUUUUUCGUGGCUCUGGUUUUUGGUGGAUAUAUACGUCAUUCUGAUUUUCAUAUUUCUUUUAUUCCCUUUUUUUUUAAUUGUUGGUUUCCCUUUUCCUGUUUUGUUUUUCCACUAUGGAGUUUCUGGCUGGACCCUGGAAUAAAGAUUGGGCUUCAUUCUUGCAGUUUUGGUUGACUGUCAUCCUGAGCCUCCAGAUGCAGUUCAGCCCGGGCGCCUCUUGCCCGGAGGAGUGUCGUUGUGACAAAACGUUUGUGUACUGCAACGAGCGCAGCCUGACGUCAGUGCCUCUGGGGAUACAGGAGGGCUUCAAGGUCCUCUACCUACACAACAACCAGAUCAACAAUGCUGGCUUCCCUCUGGAACUUCACAACGUGGCCACCGUGGAGACGGUGUAUCUCUACGGCAACCAGCUGGACGAGUUUCCUGUCAAUCUGCCCAAAAACACCAGGGUCCUGCACCUCCAGGAGAACAAUAUCCAAACCAUCUCCAGGGCGGCCCUGGCCCAGCUGACUAAGCUGGAGGAGCUGCACCUAGAUGAUAACUCCAUCUCCACAGUGGGCGUGGAGGAAGGAGCCUUUAGGGAGGCGGUGAGCCUCAAACUCCUCUUCCUCACCAAGAACCACUUAAGCAGCGUUCCCAUCGGCCUCCCCGAGGACCUGAAAGAGCUGCGGUUGGAUGAGAACCGUAUUGCUCACAUUGCAGAGGAGGCCUUCCAGAAUGUGACACGCCUGCAGCGCCUCCUGCUGGACGGGAACCUGCUGACGGACGAGGGCAUAGCACCUGGGACCUUCCAGGACCUGUCAAACCUCCGUGAGCUGGCCCUGGCCCGCAAUUCACUCACCUUCCCCCCUCCGCUCCUCCCGAGCCAGUCGCUGGUCAAACUCAGCCUGCAGGAGAACCAGAUUGACCAGAUCCCUGUGGCGGCCUUCGCUGACCUCAACAGGCUGGAAAAACUGGAUAUCUCCAGCAACCAGCUUCAGACUCUGACGCAGGGUGUGUUUGACGGCCUGUCAAGCCUGAGGCACCUCAUGGUGCGAAACAACCCGUGGCGUUGUGACUGUGCUGUGAAAUGGGUGGUGGUGUGGCUCAAAUCUUUGCCCCCCUUCAUCAAUGCCCGAGGCUUCGUGUGCCUGAGUCCAGACAAGGUGCGUGGCAUGGCAAUCAGAGAGCUCACGCUGGAUAUUAUAGAGUGCCCCGUGGAUGCUGACCAGCCGCCCUGGCCCACUCUCCGCUCCACACCCCCUCCCCCACCCACAACCACCCCUGUCACCACCAUGAUUUCCACCCUCAUCACCACAUCCAUCCCUUACUACUUUGACUCUCCCUCCCCUCCCUUACCCCCGAUCCAUAACAACCCUCCCGGGCCUCUGCCUCCGUACGAGGACCCCCUUCAGAUCUCUUUCCACGUGGUCAACUCCACCAGUAUCGAGGUGAGCUGGGCUUCUUAUUUCACCGUCACAGCCUACAAGGUCACUUGGGUCAAAAGGGGCCAAAGCCAAAUAAACGAAGGGAUGCGGGAGAGGACAGUGAGCGGGGACCGGCGGCACAUUAGCCUCACCAACCUGGAGCCCCGGUCCGUGUAUCGGAUCUGUGUGCACGUGUUGGACACCCUUAACUCCUACAGACCCGGAGAGGAUACUAUAUGCUCUGAGGCCAGGACCAAGGCUGUUGCGUCGACGAAGCCUCCCGGUAGAGAGCAAGCUCCUCAGGAGAGCAUCAACUCCACGCUGCUAAUGGCUGGGAUCAUAGGCGGGGCGGUGCUCAUCAUCCUGGUGACGCUGCUCAGCCUCUUCUGCUGGCACAUGCACAGGAAGAGCCGGUCGUCUUCGACCAAGUGGAAAUACAACCGGGGCAGGAGAAAAGACGACUACGGCGAGGCUGGGACCAAGAAGGAUAACUCCAUUCUGGAGAUGACUGAGACCAGUUUCCAGAUAGUGGCGCUGAACAAUGAGCAGCUGCUGAAGGGAGAUUUUCGCAUUCAGCCCAUCUACACGCCCAACGGGGGCAUUGGAUUUAGAGACUGUCACCUCAGUAACAACAGCAUAGCCUACUGCAAGAGCAGCAACGUGCCGAGUACAGAGUUCUGCCACACGUGAUGCGGCGGCAAAUAGUAGAGCAGCAUUCACACACACAUACCAGAAACACUUAAUGCAUAAGUACACACAGCGUUUGUGACAAAAAACAUAAAGAUUCUAGUGAAAUAUAACUGUACUAUAUAUAUUUCCAAGUUCUGUCUACGAUGUAAUUUAUACUGUGGAUAAUAAUGUGGGAUUCUCUGCUAUCUUUUUUAUCUUAGAGGAAGAGAUACAAGUGUUUCUUUUUUUAUAACCAGCAGGGUUUUGAAAGUUGUUUUAAUGGUCAGUACUGUACAUGAACACGGAUUUGUACAAUCACGGCACCCUGGGUGUAGCUUCUGACGGACGCUGUCAGCCUUGGAAAUGUUGGGGCACAUUUAGAGGGCUGGGAUCCUUUGCUAACCACAGAAGCAAAAAAGAAAACAAAAAAAUGGCCUUUUUUUUUUUUUUUUUGCUCUUU
Messenger RNA from Epinephelus fuscoguttatus (brown-marbled grouper), 3449 nucleotides. RefSeq names its product fibronectin leucine rich transmembrane protein 2 (gene flrt2). The record is from RefSeq and is a predicted model, not a curated record. NCBI's taxonomy places the organism in Eukaryota, Metazoa, Chordata, Actinopteri, Perciformes, Serranidae. The coding region runs from base 1028 to 3010 and encodes 660 amino acids. Gene Ontology annotation, molecular function: protein binding. The transcript has 2 exons.